Messenger RNA from Aethalodelphis obliquidens (Pacific white-sided dolphin), 1803 nucleotides. RefSeq names its product ovo like zinc finger 2 (gene OVOL2). The record is from RefSeq and is a predicted model, not a curated record. Lineage: Eukaryota; Metazoa; Chordata; Mammalia; Artiodactyla; Delphinidae. The coding region runs from base 922 to 1350 and encodes 142 amino acids. The transcript is spliced from 4 exons. Gene Ontology annotation, cellular component: nucleus. Gene Ontology annotation, biological process: epidermal cell differentiation; regulation of transcription by RNA polymerase II. Gene Ontology annotation, molecular function: DNA-binding transcription factor activity, RNA polymerase II-specific; RNA polymerase II cis-regulatory region sequence-specific DNA binding.
CGCCACCUGCACCACGCCCUGGCGUCGGGCUCCCAGGGCCGGCGCCUCUCCCUGUCGCGCCCGCCCGCGCGCCCCGGCACCCGAGCACCCAGCGCGCCCGCAGCGCAGCUCCUGCACCUGCCCCUGGGUCGCGGCCAGGGCGCCUCCCCGCGUCCUCCCGCCUGCCAGGUAGCCGGCCGCCCGCGCUGCUGCACCCCGGAGACUGGCUUCCCGCGCGGGCACAGGCCCUCCGCGUGGCCUCCGGAGCUGCCUAAAGGCUCAGGCACAGCUUCCUCCCCCCAGCAGUCCAUUCUGUGCGCAGGGCCUGAGGAACACCCUGGCCGUCGGAGUUCCUGGAGUGGGAAAGAAGGGACCCCAGGCCUCGGGCUCCCCUCCUCUGAGGUGCAGUUCCUACAGCUUUGUGAAUUCUGAGUUUCGCCCCCUUCCUCGAGUUCUGGAGGCAGUGGUGGUAGCGUGGCACACAGUGGGUCUUUCGCAAUCACAACUAUUCCCAGUGCCAAUUAUGAAGUGCCCGUUAGACACGAGGUCUGUGCCGGGCACUUGAAACUUGUGUUUGUCAAAUCUUAUUGAAUUAUGUUCACGGAUGAACGGAUUCAACUGCAAAUUGGCCUACUGCCCCGCCCCCAGUGGGUUGGAGUGUUUGCUUCCCUCUGUCUUCGCGCUUCAGCCCCCACCCCCACCCAGCCUCCUGGAAUCGUAGGCCACAGCUUAUCCGGACGCCCAUCUGCGCUCUCCUGUGUGGAACUGCCAUGAUUGCUUGCUCAAAGUGACUUGAAGACACUUACUGGACCGUUGGUUCUUAGGACCAGAGAAGGGCAGAGAGAAGCUACAUCCCAUCCAACAUUCACCACAGGCACCUGCGGCGGCGAUGCGGCGAUUCACACCUGCGACCUGUGCGGCAAGGCCUUUCGCCUGCAGCGCAUGCUCAACCGGCACCUCAAGUGCCACAGCCAGGUGAAGAGGCACCUGUGCAGUUUCUGCGGCAAGGGCUUCAACGACACCUUCGACCUCAAGAGGCACGUGCGCACGCACACAGGCAUUCGCCCCUACAAAUGUGACGUCUGCCACAAAGCCUUCACCCAGCGUUGCUCCUUGGAAUCCCACCUGAAGAAGAUCCAUGGGGUGCAGCAGCAGUAUGCCUACAAGCAGCGCCGGGACAAGCUGUACGUCUGUGAAGACUGUGGCUACACGGGCCCCACCCAGGAGGACCUGUACCUGCAUGUGAAUGGUGCCCACCCGGGCAGCGCGUUCCUCAAAAAGACAUCCAAGAAACUGGCAGCCCUCUUGCAAAACAAGCUGACAUCCACGCUCCAGGGCAAUGCCAACCUGAGCGAGGAGGAGGAGAAGUAGGAGAGGGCGUGGAUGCCAACGCUGCCACGUGUCCACAGAUUCCCGGUCUUGAGGGCCCCCUGACCCACGGGCUCUUUCUAAGUCCAAGUGUUCCGUCCAUCUCUCUGUCCUCUGGGGGCCUCGAUGGGGGGCUCCGUUCCAAGGCUGUCAGUGAUAACAGUGGCUUCAGGCCCCCCGUAACCCGUAUCCUCAGGAACACUGUCACAUGAAUGAAAGCUUCUGGAUGGCUAUGAUCACCGUCUGGGGUUUGGGUUUUUUUUUGUUUUUUUUUUUUUAGGAUUUUCACACAUGGAGGCAGGGGUGUUCUUAAGAGAGACACCCCUUGGAGAGAUUGAUAUGGUGCCUUGAAAUAAAAGUACUUCCACUUGAAAUGCUCCUCCAGCAGGGAUAAUGAAUCCUAUUAUUCUGAAAGAGUUAGCAGGAAUUAUUUUAAUAAAGGAAACUUCCUGGUGA